Lasiosphaeria miniovina is the source of this 1554-nucleotide messenger RNA. RefSeq lists its product as uncharacterized. Gene Ontology annotation, cellular component: endoplasmic reticulum. Gene Ontology annotation, molecular function: oxidoreductase activity. NCBI's taxonomy places the organism in Eukaryota, Fungi, Ascomycota, Sordariomycetes, Sordariales, Lasiosphaeriaceae. The coding region runs from base 312 to 1289 and encodes 325 amino acids. The transcript has a single exon. The record is from RefSeq and is a predicted model, not a curated record.
GUCCGGGACAUUCCGCACCUGGGGUUUGAUGCCGGCACAAUUCCACCCCGCACCAAGUACGAGCUACUAUGAAGGGAAUAGUCCUGCUCUACCCUGUAUGCUUACCUGCCUUAGCCUCGACGCUCAGCCCUUGAGCUGGCGCGCCCAUUUUAGUAUUCGUCCGCUUUUCGUCCCAUUUUCGCUGCUUACUUGGACUUGUGAACCCCCAAGGAAGAAACCUCGUCGACUCUAAGCUGCGGGAUUUAUCGUUGGAUUUUCGCCCCUCUUUGCUCCAAAGUCCAACCCACACUGCGUCGAUUCUUCUGGUCCCAAUGGACGUCGCCCUGCGCCUUGUUGGCGCUGCCACUUUGGCGACCCUGGGCUACAAGGCGCUCGACGCCGCGUCGCUUUGGCUGCUCCCGGCCGUCUCUCUGUCGCGGUACCAACAUCGUGACGCUAAUGGCAGGCCUUGUUCGUGGGCGCUCGUUACCGGUGCGUCUGCUGGCAUUGGCCUCGGCUGCGCCCUCGAGCUCGCUUGUCGCGGCUUUAACGUCAUCAUCCUCGGCCACAAGCCGUCCGAGCUUGCUGAGGCCGAGGCCGCAAUCCUAGCCGAAGCGCCCUCUGUCGAGGUCAGGGUCGUCGUGCUCGAUGCCGUGCGCGCCACGGCCGCCGACAUCGACGCGGCACUCGACUCGGUGGCCGACCUCGGGCUGGCCGUGCUCGUGAACAACAUCGGUGGCAUCGUCGUUCAGGACACCAGGCGCACGCUGCGGACGCUGGACGAGUUCACGGCGCAGGACGUCGACAACACCAUCUCCCUCAGCGCCCGGUUCAUGGCGCAGGUGACACGGCGUCUCAUCCCUACCCUCAGACAGCACAGCGUCGGUGCGCGGUCGCUCAUCAUCAACCUCUCGUCCGCCGCACACCUCGGCUUGCCGCAGCUGGGGCCCUAUUCCAGCUGCAAGGGCUUUGUUAACGCCAUGACCGCGUCCUUGGCUAGAGACUUCCGCACCGCAGGCGUCGGUGUCGACGCCAUCGCCAUCAUCCCGGGCGAUGUUCGGUCGCAGAGCAAUGAUAUAGCGCCCCCCAGCGCCCCCGACAGCCGCCAGUAUGCCAAGGCCAUCAUGGAACGCGUCGGACGGGCCGUCGACAAGGACUGGCUCACUCUGUCGCCCUGGUGGCCGCAUGCGGCCCAGAUCUGGAUGCUAAGGGUCGCCCUGCCCGAGUGGCUAGCCCGAAAGGCUCUCAGCGACGAAUUUGCGAAAAAGAAACAGCAGGAGGCCUUGAAACAUGCCAAUAAGGACGACUGAUUGCCGAGGGUGAAGGUGAAGGUGAAGGUGUCUUGGAGAGUAGAUUAUAGUCACUCGGCCGCCACCCACCUCGAUUACAAUAGUUAUUCUCAAUGGUAAUAUUGCUUUAAAUUUAUACUACCUUUUAAAUAUCUAGGUACUAACAACUACUCUACCAUAGUUAAAUAGCAACUUGAAGCCAUAAUAUACGUGAGUAUAUUCUUCUCUAAGGACGCGUGAUUUGUGAAAUGUGGUUUAUUUAUCAUUCCACCAACUAAGAACGGCC